AUGUCUGCACUUCAAAAGAAUAUCAUGAAAAGUAAUCUCCCACCAAAAAUGCCACGAACAUCAGGAGAAACAAAGCUUGCUCCAUAUAGUGGCGGGCGAAAGCGAAAUUAUGCUCCAGUGUCAUGGAAUCAAUACUUUCAAAAAUCUGUUGAUUUGGAAACAGAGAGUGGAUCUUUCAGAGUUUAUUUAUCACCUGAACCUGAUCACCCACAAAGGCCGAGAAUAAUAACAUUACAUGGUGGAGGAUAUUCAGGACUCAGCUGGGCUCUUUUCACAGAGGAAAUUACAAACAUGAUUCAUUGUCAAGUUGUGUCACUGGAUAUUCGUGGUCAUGGAGAGACACAAGCUAAAAACCCUAACGAUUUAAGCAUUGAAACAUUAAUUAAAGAUGUAGAACAAGUGAUUCAUAAGUUAUAUGGUGAUGAUGAGUUACCACCUUUGAUCCUACUCGGACAUUCAAUGGGCGGUGCUAUUGCUGUGAGAGCGGCACAUUUGCCUGGCAUAGAGCCCUAUAUAUAUGGGGUAGCUGUUAUAGAUGUUGUUGAGGGUACAGCUAUGGAUGCCCUGGCCAGUAUGCAAAGUUUCCUCCGUGGCAGACCAACACAUUUCAAGAGUCUAGAGCAUGCUAUAGAGUGGUGUGUAAGAAGUGGUCAAGUACGGAAUGUUGAAUCAGCCAGGGUUUCAAUGCCUAGCCAAAUUGUCAACUGCACAACCAAUCAGCUGGCAAUAAACGAGGUUGACACGUACGUCAGUGAUGACGUCACGGAUGAAGUGGCGACUUGUACACGCGCUGACGUCAUACUUGAGGAGGGAGAAGGAGAGGGUGAGGGGGACGGAUUCGUCAGUCCUACUCCCGUUACUGGAGGAGCUAUGAAAUAUCGUUGGCGAGUGGAUUUGUCAAAAACAGAACAACAUUGGUCGGGAUGGUUUUCUGGGUUAUCGAACUCGUUCCUAACGACGCGUGCGCCAAGGCUAUUGCUACUCGCUUCUGUGGAUGGACUUGACAGAGAAUUGACUGUUGGACAGAUGCAAGGAAAAUUUCAAAUGCAAGUCCUUACGAGAUGCGGUCACGCCGUGCACGAAGAUUCACCCGCUGAGGUGGCGAGAGUUCUAGCGUCAUUUUUACUCCGGCAUCGGCUGACGUCAGCGACGGACGAAGGAGAAAAUAUGCAACUAGGUUCUACACCCGGGUGUUAA
Messenger RNA from Pieris macdunnoughi, 1197 nucleotides. The record is from the annotation of a GenBank genome assembly. Lineage: Eukaryota; Metazoa; Arthropoda; Insecta; Lepidoptera; Pieridae.